CUGACGUGUUCCACCAACAACUCAUUUUUGGAAUCAAACGUCUUGUGGAGGACAUAACACUUACUAUCGCAGGAAUGGCACCCUCCACCGAACCGGUGGUGAUCGAGACGGCGCACGAAGAUAUGAUUCACGAUGCGCAGUUGGACUAUUAUGGGAAACGGCUGGCAACAUGCUCUUCCGACCGUACUAUUAAGAUAUUUGACGUAGUGGACGGGGAGCCACAGAAGCAAGGCGAGGUGUUGCAAGGUCACACUGGUCCAGUUUGGCAAAUAGCUUGGGCGCAUCCGAAGUACGGAAACAUACUUGCAUCUUGCUCUUACGAUGGUCGUGUGUUUGUGUGGAAGCAUCAGCCUGCCCCGCCACAACAACCUUCUUAUGGUGUGCCGGGAGGAAGCACCUCGCAUUGGACUAGAAUUAAAGAACACAAUCUCCACACCGCGUCCGUCAAUUCUGUCUCAUGGGCACCUCACGAACUGGGCCCCAUCCUUGCAUGCGCCUCCUCUGAUGGUAGACUCUCUGUCUUGACCUUCAAAAAUGAUGGCACUGCAGAUGCCGAUAUAUUCAGCGCUCAUCCUAUUGGGUGCAAUGCUGUUUCAUGGGCGCCAGCAACUGUACCUGGAUCUCUCACGGCAGGCGCGACGCCGAGCCAGCCGCAAUAUAUCCGUCGCUUUGCGAGUGCUGGCUGCGACAACCUCGUUCGCAUCUGGGCCUUCAACGACACGAAUGGCACAUGGAAGGAAGAGGCCAAGCUGGAAGGGCACACAGAUUGGGUUCGGGAUGUUGCCUGGGCGCCUAAUAUUGGCCUUCCUCGGCAAUACAUUGCCACUGCUUCGCAGGAUCGAACUGUUCUGAUUUGGACGCAAGAUAGUCCGCAGGCACCUUGGAACAAAGUGGCCCUCGACCCUUCUGGAUCCACGCAUACAGCAUCUAGUCACAACGCGAGCAAGUUUCCAGAUGUCGUUUGGCGUGUGUCAUGGAGUUUGGCGGGGAAUAUCCUCGCAGUCAGCUGCGGUGACGGCAAGGUAUCCUUGUGGAAAGAGAACCUCAAGGGUUUCUGGGAGUGCGUCAGUGACAUGACUAGUUAAACCUGGCAAUGUUUGAGUCUGCACGUUUGUCCCGUGCAAUUGAAACAUAUUUGUCCGAU
Molecule: messenger RNA, 1144 nt
Organism: Dacryopinax primogenitus
Lineage: Eukaryota; Fungi; Basidiomycota; Dacrymycetes; Dacrymycetales; Dacrymycetaceae
Product: WD40 repeat-like protein
Exons: 8
Coding region: 75-1085 (336 amino acids)
Biological process (GO): COPII-coated vesicle budding; positive regulation of TOR signaling; protein import into nucleus
Cellular component (GO): COPII vesicle coat; nuclear pore outer ring
Molecular function (GO): protein binding; structural molecule activity
Source: RefSeq, a predicted model, not a curated record